Letharia columbiana is the source of this 687-nucleotide messenger RNA. RefSeq lists its product as uncharacterized. The transcript has 2 exons. Bases 1 to 687 code for a protein of 228 amino acids. NCBI's taxonomy places the organism in Eukaryota, Fungi, Ascomycota, Lecanoromycetes, Lecanorales, Parmeliaceae. The record is from RefSeq and is a predicted model, not a curated record.
AUGGGUUCUUACGGCGGGGAGAGACGUAAGGUCAAAGACAUUUGCGUCGUUGGGGCUGGUCCCGCUGGAAUUGGCGCAUCAAAAUAUCUCCUUGCCGAGAACUGCUUCGAUACCAUCGACGUCUUUGAGCAGCAAGCUUCUUUUGGUGGCGUCUGGAAUUAUUCGAACGACCCCAUCGACACGAUUGAUAUUCCUCAGACCAAUCCACAUCAGCCUUUGGACGAACCAAUCUGGCGCCCUUGCUCAAAUCCAAAUGGCGUCGCAAACGGUGCACAAAAAGCAACAUUUGUGUCACCAAUGUACGAGCGUUUAGAGACCAAUAUUCCACACAGUAUCAUGAAGUUUUCCGAUAUGCCUUCACUGGAAGACCACCAGCUUUUCCCAAGCCGAGAAGUUGUCACACAGUACCUUGAAGACUAUGGCGAGGAUGUUAAGCAUCUUGUGUCGUUUCAGACUCAAGUGAUGGACAUUAGCCAGACACGACCAGGAGCUCACCAAGUCCGGCUCAAAGACCUCCGGACCAAUACAGUCUACGGAAAAAAUAUACGAUGCUGUUGUGGUGGCCAAUGGACAUUACACUGUGCCCAUCCUACCGAAGAUCAAAGGGAUCGAGAAGUGGAAUCAAACAAGUCCAGGCGUUAUCUCGCACACCAAGUUUUACCGAAGACCAAAGCCUUUUGCCGAUAA